This is a messenger RNA of Drosophila ficusphila, 2396 nucleotides long. RefSeq names its product pantothenate kinase 3 (gene fbl). Gene Ontology annotation, biological process: coenzyme A biosynthetic process. NCBI's taxonomy places the organism in Eukaryota, Metazoa, Arthropoda, Insecta, Diptera, Drosophilidae. The record is from RefSeq and is a predicted model, not a curated record. Gene Ontology annotation, molecular function: ATP binding; pantothenate kinase activity. The transcript has 7 exons. The coding region runs from base 218 to 1765 and encodes 515 amino acids. Gene Ontology annotation, cellular component: cytosol; nucleus.
GUUUUCGAACGGUCAACAACGGAUGGGAUCGGAUCGCGCGAUCGCCACCGAGUGAGUGUUAGCUCUGAGCGAUUUAGAAAUCUAUGAAUUGAGCAAACCAGACAUCCAAUGGUCCAAUCACCACUACAAAUUUCCCCCCGCCUGUGAUAAGUGCCCGCCGUCUCUGUGAACUUGUAAACCUCUGCUCUGUGUGUGUCAGCAAAAAAAAGCAAACAAAAUGAAAGUCCCCACGCGCAACUCGAAAUAUUCAUUCAAUUUGAAAAUAUUCAAAUUGCAUAACGAUAAGAAACCGACCAGUCCCAGUCCGCCAACCUCACCUGUGAUCUCAGCGAAAAAAAACUCUUGGCGCGCUCCGUGGCGAACUGCACUGGGUUCCAAGAGCAAGUCCAUUACAACGCCUUCGGAUGCCCGAGAUCCCAUCGAUUUGGAGGCGGAACCAGCGUUUUUUGAGCGGCCAAGGUGCGAGAGCUCCAGCUCCUCCUCCUCCUGCGUCUGCCACGAUGAAGAGCUUCCCGCCAUUCAGAUUCCCCAAGGCGAUGAGCUCAUGUCAAUGCCAUGGUUCGGCAUGGAUAUUGGCGGAACCCUGACAAAGUUGGUCUAUUUCGAGCCGAAGGACAUAACGCCGGAUGAGCAGGAUCGCGAGGCUGGAAUUUUAAGGAAUAUCCGGCGCUACUUAACCAAAAACUCGGCGUACGGCAAAACCGGACAUCGAGAUACGCAUCUACAGAUGGACAAUGUCGAGAUACGGAAGAGACGAGGCUCGCUGCAUUUCAUCCGCUUCCAGACGACCGACAUGGGCAACUUCCUGUCGCUGGCCAAGCAAAAGGGCAUGGCGGAACUGGUGACCACGGUCUGCGCCACCGGCGGCGGAGCCUUCAAGUUCGAGCAGGACUUCCGCGACCAAGUCAACAUGAAGCUUGCCAAAUUCGACGAACUGGACACGCUCAUCAAGGGCAUCCUCUUCGCCGACCUGCACAAUCACACAGAGUGCUACUACUAUGAAAACGCACGAGACAUUCUAAAAAGCGAGAAGCGACAGUUCAACUUCUCGCAACCGUUUCCGUUCAUCCUGGUGAAUGUGGGCUCCGGAGUUUCCAUACUGGCUGUCUACGGUCCCGACAACUACAAGCGCAUUUCGGGCACAAGUUUGGGCGGCGGUACAUUCCUCGGACUGUGUUGCCUACUCACCGGCUGCACAUCCUUCGAAGAGGCUAUCCAACUGGCCACCAAGGGCGACAAUAGAAAGGUGGACAAGUUGGUUAAGGAUAUUUACGGCGGCGAUUAUAACCGCUUUGGUCUGCCCGGCGAUUUGGUGGCGUCAAGCUUUGGCCAGAUGCAUCUGAAUGACAAACGUGGCUCAGUGUCACGUGAAGAUUUGGCAAAUGCCACGCUGGUCACCAUAACAAACAAUAUUGGAUCCAUAGCAAGGAUGUGUGCGCUGAAUGAGAAGAUCGAUAGGGUCGUCUUUGUGGGCAACUUCCUGCGAGUGAAUCCCAUUUCCAUGAAGCUUCUGGCUUACGCAAUGGAGUUCUGGUCCAACGGCACAAUGAAGGGUCUCUUCCUGGAGCACGAGGGCUACUUUGGUGCGCUGGGCUGUCUGCUGCAAUUCAACGGUGAGCUGGCAGCUGCCCUCAACGACGGAGUGGAGCAUCCAGCCCACGCAGCGACGGACGCCAGCGAGUGCGUUGUCACUACGGAUGCCGCAACGCAUUCCCCCGACGAGCCACAAGGGAAGUCGCCAACGAGCACACACUCCACUAGAUAGUCGCUGUAACCUCAUGUUCCUCCCGAGGGUCAUCGACGUGGCCCUAUUCGAUCGUAGUGCAUGUACAGUAGACCUAAGAUCUAAAAGGCAAUGGCAAUGGCUUUGAUCCCUUCGCAGUUUAUCUCGGUAUUUAUCGUAAUCCUCUCUCGGCUUUAGUUUGUAACUUAAUGACGACGCACAAAUUGUAAAUGCAUGAAAAUACUUUAUGGAUAAAAGUGCCUGCUAGCAAGCAACGAAUUUUGGCCCAACAAAAAAUGCCAAACCACAAUUUAUAUCUUCAUUUUACGCCCGCAUAACGUAUGUUACAAUCAUGCAGUUUCGGUAGCUCUUAGUUUCUUUUCUACAGUGAUAAAUGUUAGCUCUCGGAAAAAGUAUUAAAAAUACUUGAAAAUGGAACCCCAAUUGAAAGUCUCGCGCGCAACAAAACUUUUGAAGAGCAUGUAUUGCAUACACCUAAUGAUAUGCACGUGUCCUUUGACCAUAUUCAUGCAUACCUAUAAGUUUUUACCUUAACGUUUGUGUACAUGAUUUAAGUGGAUGUUUUAAAGUUUCUUUUUUAGAGAAUAAGUUUGUGGUCAUGUUAUGAUAGGCUCCAAUUUGUCGGCAGGUCAAUAAACUUGUUUAAAUCAAA